CACUACCCUGAUCCCCCGGGGCACAAAGCUCCUGACAGGGACAAAGUUCCCAUUUGGGUUCCCCCUUACAUCAGAGUUCCUAUCAGAGUGCUGCUUUACACCAGGUCCCCAUCAGGGUUCCCCCUUACAUCAGGGCCCCCAUCAGAGUGCCCCUUACAUCAGGGUCCUCAUCAGAAUUCCUUGUUAUAUCAAGGUCCCCAUCAGAGUGCCCCCUUACAGCAGGGUCCCCAUCAGAUUUCCUUCUUAUAUCAGGGUCCCCAUCAGAGUGCCCCCUUACAUCAGGGUCCCCAUCAGAGUGCCCCCUUAUAUCAGGGUCCCUAUCAGAGUGCCCCCUUACAUCAGGGUCCCCAUCAGAGUGCCCCCUUACAUCAGAGUCCCCAUCAGAGUGCUCCCUUAAAUCAGAGUCCCCAUCAGAGUGCCCCCUUACAUCAGAGUCCCAAUCAGAGUGCUCCCUUAUAUCAGGGUCCCUAUCAGAGUACCCCCUUACAUCAG
This is a messenger RNA of Staurois parvus, 492 nucleotides long. The record is from the annotation of a GenBank genome assembly. Lineage: Eukaryota; Metazoa; Chordata; Amphibia; Anura; Ranidae.